Rhodofomes roseus is the source of this 1075-nucleotide messenger RNA. RefSeq lists its product as uncharacterized. The record is from RefSeq and is a predicted model, not a curated record. NCBI's taxonomy places the organism in Eukaryota, Fungi, Basidiomycota, Agaricomycetes, Polyporales, Fomitopsidaceae. The transcript is spliced from 4 exons. The coding region runs from base 99 to 704 and encodes 201 amino acids.
UCAUCCCCGUCGCCACGUAGUGUACAUUGUGGAGUCGGUACUCCGGGCCAGCAAGAGCAGCUGUUGUGGAAUCGUUCCAGCCCGUGUUUUCCAGCCUGAUGUCCGCUGGAGAACAUUAUAGCGCAAUUCGUUUCGUCUCCGAUGAGACUACUUACCCCCCGGACCACGAGAAGGUCUGCGCAGGACUCGUCAACGACGACGAGCCCUCCCGGGGGCAUGUCCGGAUACUGGCUCAGGCCUCGCGGGGCUGGAGGAACCAUGUCCGGAUACUGGCUCAGGCAUCCGCCCUCAUGAACGUCGAUUUUGUCCGGAUUGCAUCAGGCAUACCCCCCUCAAAGUGGCCUGUUUCUGUCCGGAUUGGGAUCAGGCCUCUCCCCCAAUUAAUAGGGGUCCUUGAACGAUGGACUCGAAUCUGUCCUUAUAUCAAAGCGAUGAACAAACGCCACCUGCACACGCGCCAGAAUCGCCGUUCCGUUGACCUACCACCAGGUCGCUGCUCUCGUCACGCUUGCCAAUGCUCUCAGCCCCUACGCAUGUGCCAGGGACUGUCUCAUCGAGUACUUCGGAUCAUGACGACUCCACAUCCAGAGCCCUCGCGUCGUUUGGUCAACUCGACGUAUCGCCCCGCAUCUCGACAGCUCCUGUAUACGCGAUGGGCUGCGAGUGGGUCUAGGAGGGAGGAGAGUGUGGCAGUCAUAGUCUAGCGCUGCGACCUCAGAGGUUCCUCCGGCGUGCUGGCCUAGACCAUCCAUACCAGCAAUCUUCUGCUGUAGACGACUGACCACCGCUGGGAUCUAUACACCAGAGAUUGCCUGGUCUCGUAGGGACGCCGCGACUCCCGCGGCACGUCACGGUGUUGGGGCGAUCCUACUCCCUGUCCCGCUGCGGGCACCUCCCACAAACUCUUGACUAGAGGUUUCAUUUCUUCUGUAUUUAUACGCGUCGCUGGGGCAUCACCGGUUCACCGCUCGCCGUUAUCCCUCCGUCAGUGGCACGGAGCCUACGUUCUUGUCUGAUCCUGUCUGGGAAUAGACAAUUGUCACUGUCAUGUUUCACGUUAAGGUUUUAUCGUCAU